Messenger RNA from Alligator sinensis (Chinese alligator), 2628 nucleotides. RefSeq names its product secondary ossification center associated regulator of chondrocyte maturation (gene SNORC). NCBI's taxonomy places the organism in Eukaryota, Metazoa, Chordata, Crocodylia, Alligatoridae. The transcript has 3 exons. Gene Ontology annotation, biological process: cartilage development. Gene Ontology annotation, cellular component: cell periphery. The record is from RefSeq and is a predicted model, not a curated record. Bases 2232 to 2597 code for a protein of 121 amino acids.
AACAACCACUGCUUUAUUUCUUCCCUCCAGAGGAAUGCUGGUGGUUUUUCUACUUGAUCAUUUUAGAACUCAAAAUAAACAGCAGUAAGUUGAGAUUGAAGAUUUCUUGUCAGAAUUUUCCAAUCUCCUUCCUUCCUAUGCACAGACACAUGCAUUCACACGCUUGCCUUGUUUAUGCAGGAAAGAUCAAGCACUAGUUAGUUUUCUGUUAUGAAUUGUGCACACACAAAAAAGGACUUGAUGUAUAAAUAAACCAGAAAGCACUCCAGUUACCCUCACUAAAUAAGGGAGAGGCAUGUCCUGACAGUCAGUGCUUCAGCAGGGCAGUGUGUUCCCCAAGGGCUCUUUGUAUAUUUCCCAUCUUUAGAUAAAAUCAUACUUGUUUCUCUCAAAACAAGCACUAGCUGUCAUUUGUUGCUUGUGUUUUUCCUGUGCAAAAUCCUGCAAAUUUGAGGACAUGUAGUGAAGAGGUAAUUAGUGUUGUAUCAUUCAUGUGUAAAUAGCAAGUCAGUUUAAUUUUUUAACUUUGCAAGCUAGCAUAGCAGUUUAAUUUCCUGUUUGCCUAGCUGUGCUCGUUUCCUACAGACAUGGUUAAACUUAACUUUAAAUCAGAUUUAAAGUUGUUUCAUAGUUGAAGCGUGUUCUAACGGUCUGCUUCUAUAAAUAUUUCUUAAAUAUUGCAAGAGAGUCACUGGGCAUGUGAUCUAUCAAUGGGUGCCAUAACUGUUAUGAAUUAGGUGCUCAUGCUGGAACUGGUUCAUAAUGGAACACAAGGAAACAUGACCGUGGUAAUCUCAAUUUCAGCUGGGGCAGAGGAGUAGGGAUCAGAGAUUGUUGAAUGAGAGAGGCAGAAAUCUGGAAAGGUUCCUGGGAAUUUAAAGUGAUGGAGAUGAUGGGAAUAGGUUUAGUGUACUGUCUCUGGAAUUUAAAUAUUCUGGCAUCCUUCACACACCCUUUUCAGGAUGGGGCUGAGACAUAGUAAAUGAUUCCAGGCAGCCUCACUGUUUCCUUGCCUAUUGUUUAGAAAACUGGCAUGAGCCUCAAGAAUGGUCAGGAUCACCUGGGUUAACACGUGUGGUAGAAACUAGGAGCUGGAGCUGUCAUUUUGGGGUAGGGUGUAGCUUGUAUGUGGCUAACUUGGGUUCUAGUUUAGGGUUUAGGCAAGGCAAGGAGCUAGAGGUUUGGUGUGCCUUUUAAGUUACCAGUUGAGUGACGAUGACUUCAGGAGAGGUAUCUGAGAUCUUAUGUCCAGUAGGGAGUUCUGAAACGAGUUGUUUCUUAAUUUCCCACUUCCCUGUGGUGUCAGCUUUGAGUCUUCUCUGCCUCACAAAGAGAUCCUGGAAAAAAAGUUUGCAGAUGAAAUUUAAAAUAAUGCCAUUUUGCUGAGAACUGAGUAUAAGGAUACUCAAAGAUUCAAAUCGUAUGGAUACCUUUUCUGGAGAGAAGUCAGUCGUUUCCCUGUAGCUUAACUUUAAUCUUCAUGCCAGUUAAACAUGUAUAUUAUGGAUCUACUGCAAGAAAGUCUGAUGAAAUUGUUGCCUCCACCUGUUAGCUAGAACAGUCUCCUUUUUUGUAGGAUUCAUUCUCAGGAACUCAUAAUUGCAGUGCUUGCAUGGGUCUCAGUCAAAAAUCUGUAUUUUCUUUACUAAUGAUUAUCUUCCUCAAGCACAUUUGAGAGAAAAGAGACUGAUAGAGGAACACAUGGAAAAUAAGUCAUUCAGUCUAAAUCAGGGUAGGAGGGAGAGGAUUUGUGGGGCUGUGAUGUUAAGUCUCCCCAGCAACAUCAGAUUUUAGUAGAGUUUGACUGAUAAGACAAUGCACUGCUCCUCAAUCUCUUGAGUAUUAGGUCCAGCAAACAAAUGGCAAGGACUUGCUUUAAUUCUGCUUCGAAGCAUUUUGAACCUUAAAAGAUUUUGUGUGUGUGUGUGUGUACACCAGUCUGGCAAGGAUAACUGAUUUCCAACAGUCCAGCUGUGCAUGGAGGGGAGGGGGGAUUUUUUCGGCAUGGUUUUUAGAGGGUGGAGCCGCGGUCUUCAGGAGAGAGGUCUGCUCAACCAGUCAGUGUGUCAGUCUCUGCAGGAGUUUGCAGAGACUGUCUGUCUGCAUCCUGAUGUGAAGGGAUUUGUGGCCUGACUGGGCAAAGUUGUUUUUAUGCUCGUGAAGUUUCCAAGCAUUUCAAUACUUUGAAAAGUUGAAGAAUUCCUUCCAGCGCGUUGUUCCUGGAAGAAGCGAUGCCCCACCACAGAGUUCCUCACCUGGUCCUGCUGGCACUCGCUGGAGUCCUGGUCCCUGCUGUGCUAACAGCAGAGCACCCACAGGGGCCAGUCCCCACACUGUGGAAUGAGCCGCCGGAGCUACCUUCAGGAGCAGGCCCCUUUGACACCACCACCGCAGCCCACGUCUCUGACUCCACAGGCUUCCCCCCUUACACCUCGGAGUAUGAGCCCGAGGACACAACCCACCUCCACCGGCUGGAUGAUGGGAAUGGGGCUCUGGGUCCUGGAGCUAUCGGUGCCAUCGUCAUUGCCGCUCUUCUGGGCACAUCUGUGAUCGUGGCCUUGAUUGUCAUCACCCUGCGGAAAUUCUCGGCCUCCUGAACUCAAUAAAAGUCUUUUCAUAAGAACUGUC